Messenger RNA from Serendipita indica DSM 11827, 1002 nucleotides. The record is from the annotation of a GenBank genome assembly. Lineage: Eukaryota; Fungi; Basidiomycota; Agaricomycetes; Sebacinales; Serendipitaceae.
AUGUUGGCACGGCGCGCUGUCGCAACGAGUGUCUGCUUGUCGCGCCUUGGACGCGUUGCACUUUUGCACACAGCAGCGACCAGAGCGCCGGCGCAAGAGCCUUUAUUACCUCAAAAGACUAAAUCAAAGAUCAAGAUUGAUGGACAGGUCGAUCCCAACCUAGUCGAACCUGUUCUCAAAUGGCUCCUGGACGAUACUGCAAAAACCCCAUUCAUUCCUGUCCAAGCUAAAUUCGAGUCAAAGGUGCCGACUUGGCUUGAACUAAAGCCGUUUUGCGGAGAGUUUGACAAGGAGGAACCGACAGUGGUUCAUCUGGACCCUUCUGUCUUCAACCAUCCGAUACGUCGCGAUAUACUCCACGCUUGUAUCGUUUGGUAUCGCGACAGUCUGCGACGAGGGACAGCGAGCACCAAGUCACGAUCAGAGGUUGCCUACUCAAAGCGCAAGAUACGACCUCAAAAAGGAAGCGGGCGAGCACGUUUGGGAAGCAGGGGAAGUCCUAUGCUCCGUGGAGGUGGUCGCGCAUUUGGACCAAAACCCCGUGAUUUCUCGACCGAACUCCCCAGGAAGAUUAGAAAUAUGGGUCUCAGAGUUGCACUUAGCACCAAGCUACGUGAACGCAAGCUUAUUGUGGUGCCCAGUGUGGAUUUGGAGGAGGGCAAAACGCGCGUCGCUCUCUCGCGGCUGCGUAAACUGUCAGAGAAGAUUGAAAAGGGUUGUCUACUCAUCAACGGCCCAAGUGGUGUCCCACCGUUGCUCGAACGGGCGACAAACAACUUGCAGUGGGUAGCCUGCAAAGGCGCGGACAAGGUCCAAGUCUGGGAUAUCCUCCGUCAUCAUCAUACCAUUCUUUCGCUCGAGGCUCUCCAGUGGUUCCAGGAAAAUCUCGGUCAGGCUUCCAGACGUCCGGAGUUGACAGUGGGAGAUUCACCCAAUCGCUUGAGAAGACCUAACCAGUCUUCUGACGCCAAGAAUGCUUCCCAUACGGAAGAGAAAGCUUGA